Molecule: messenger RNA, 2498 nt
Organism: Paralichthys olivaceus (Japanese flounder)
Lineage: Eukaryota; Metazoa; Chordata; Actinopteri; Pleuronectiformes; Paralichthyidae
Source: RefSeq, a predicted model, not a curated record
CCUCGUGCUGACGUCACACCGGGGACCCGCCACAAUGUCAAACACUCACGAGCAGCGCGAGCUCAUGGCCUCCACGCGCCACCGUGUCCCGGACUCCCGCCGCCGCCGCCGCGUGCCGCUGCUCGUCUCCGGUCUCCGUUAACGGCGCAGCUCGGCGUCACGGGACGGUGACGGUGUGUGAGGUGUAUGUGAGUGUGUGAGCCAGGUCAGAGGUCAUGCUGCGGAGGGAGUCAGACUCCCACGGCCUCUUUUCCUCCGGAGAGACGUUCGACAAUGACUGUGAGAUGGGGGCGAGUUGUGCAGAUGCAGUGUGUCUGUGCGAGGCCGGUCCCUGUACACUGUACUCUGAAGCACACACGCCCACGCCGGACACACUGCUGUGUGAACUCUGUGGAAGAAACAGGGUAACGGUAACCAGGUACUCCGAGGGAUACGGCACAGAGGAAGAGUGUUUGCUAUCUGACCCUCAGGGGGAGAGUGAUGCCGAUGCUGACAUAGAGGACACAGACUGCAGACUUCAGGAGCCGGGUUCCCUCCAGCGAAUCAGCUCACGGAGGCGUAAGCGUCCACGGGUCGCGCGGCAAGACACCACGGAGAGCGAAGACGAUGGUGGGAGGAGUCACAGAUCCCAUCGCUGGAACCUCAGGCUCAGUCCUGACAGAGGCCGCAGCAGGACCAUACUGGAGGAGAGCGUGUCACAGGUGAGGCCGCUGAUCAUCUGCCGACCAAACGUGGAGAUGCAGCGGAGCCGGGUGGAUCUGCCCCGAGGCUCCAAACUGACGUCACUGUGGCCGUCAUCCCUCUCUCUCCCUCUCCUCCUCCUCCUCUCUCUGCCCCUCUCCCUCUCCCUCGUCAUUGUUAUCGUCUCCUUCCUCCUCCCCUGGGCGAGGGCUUGACCCCGACAUCUCUGCUGCAUCAUUCCAAAAAUUAGAAAAAGUCCUAGACAGCACAACUGAUGUGGUGGUGUGCUUUAUUUUGAAAAGGUUAGUAGACCAAGUGUGGGCGAUUUCACACCUUCCUGUUUGGUUCGGACCUUCUGACUUUUCAGUUAAGUCCAAACCAAAGUGACAGGUGUGAACCGUUCCUCGGACCACGGUCUGGACCAACGCACCUUUGGACCAACAGCAGGACGUUGCCCAGGUUUGCAGGGACACUUGUCUUCACCUCCAACGUUAUAAUGUUUGAACGACGAGCACCUGAAGCUGCCUCACGUUCAGGACAUAGACGGGAUUCAAAUGCCGUUUCUCUCUAAUCCCCAGUUUAAAAAGAACACAACAGAGUUUGCAGUCGAGAGGACAGAUCUGUGAGUAGUUCAAGGACGGGUUAAGAUGAUAAUAUUACAGCUGCAAUGAAAUGAACACAAUUAAUCACCUCAUUCAUUUUCUCCAUUCAAACAAAAAGACGAUAAUCUUCCGAGCUGAUAACACACAGACGUCAAGUUUAGGGUAGAUGAAGACGACAGGUCGUACAGGUCAUCGAAAAUCCUUCAGUCCAGAGUUACAACAUGAAACCAGAAGCAACCGGAUCAAAAGAAUCAAAGGCAUGAAGCUCGGACCACGGUCCAGACUCCCUGGAACAUUUACAGACGCUGAAUAUGUCAAGAUAAUUACAUGUGUGUUUUAUUUCUGAACGUGUUCACAAUGAAAACAACAUGAACUCAGCGUUUGCUUUCUGCCUCGUGAGAUCUCACCUCGCUCCCUCACCCCCUCGUUUGUAAAAAUAGACCUCUCAUCUCAACGCUGCCACAGGAGCGGUGUGUUGUUUAGAAGGGGGGGGGGGGUGCUAAGGUUUCAAGGCUCCGCAAAUACUUUAACACAAAGACAAAAUUGCAUGCUCCAUAGGAAAACAUGUCAAACACGACGCUGCUGCCAAACUAUGCAAACCCUCUGCUCCUGCGGUGAAACGUGUCCUGUGUCCUCGACCCUUUCACCGAUGCAGGGACUAAAAUAAGAGCACGACCUAAUUUAAGAAGCAAUAGUUGAUGAUGUGUGAUCUACAGUGCAUGUGCUCUCUGGAUGUACAUGUGUUAUUUUACUUGUGAAGAGGUGGAUCCCUCUUCUCCCCCCCCCCCCCUGGCUGCACUUGUAUAUUUUAGUAAAAUGACCUCAAAAUAAAACGAGCUUUAGUGGAACUUUACUAUGUUAAAGUCAUUUAAACUCUUUUCACAGUCUUACAGUCAAAACAUUACUCUGGUGUUUAACAGUAUUUAUGUUUAUGAAUGAUUAUUUAAGAGAGAAAGUGAGUUUGACAAUCAGUCGUGCUUCUUACUGUGAAGAGCCAUUUUGCUCAGUGAUGUAAAUUAAAGCUCAAGUUGUUUGUGUUUGGAUUCUCACACCACACUGAAGCUGCUCGCAUCCACGUGAAACGUGUCUGUUUCUGAAAACAUCAGGUUGAAUGAGCUGAUUUCAUUCGUGUUCAAGACCUUGUUUGGUUCCAGUCGGUUGUGAAGCCCGUCUGGAGUUUGAUUUGUCUGUAAUGUGUCCUCACCUCUGUUUCAU